Equus quagga is the source of this 4876-nucleotide messenger RNA. It is a transcript of the gene ITGB7, whose product is annotated as integrin subunit beta 7. Gene Ontology annotation, cellular component: cell surface; focal adhesion; integrin complex. NCBI's taxonomy places the organism in Eukaryota, Metazoa, Chordata, Mammalia, Perissodactyla, Equidae. The coding region runs from base 2023 to 4470 and encodes 815 amino acids. The transcript is spliced from 16 exons. Gene Ontology annotation, molecular function: integrin binding. The record is from RefSeq and is a predicted model, not a curated record. Gene Ontology annotation, biological process: cell-matrix adhesion; cell adhesion mediated by integrin; cell migration.
GUAGGGGAAAGGGAGCCCACAGGGGUCCACCCUGAGUGUCUGGGCCUCCUGCAGCCACCAGUGUGGGUUCUUCGAUUGGACCCUCUGGACUUCUGCAAAGGCGUGAAUGAGCCUCAGAGGUAUUUACACUGCCCCCGCCCCCAGUUAUGUAUAAGUGCAUAUCUGCCCCUGAGGACGGGGUUCUUUGAAGUUUCAUUUUGUUCUCAUGAGGGUCCCCGGCCCCAUGGCAUCUGAGUUACAGUGUUUCUGUUUUAUACAAACCCCUCACUCCGUGAGCUCUCCCACACUCUGUGACCCCGCUAUCACCUUAUGAGUUACUCCCUCUGCCCCUUCUGACCCCACUCUUCACCCCAUGACCUCCACUCACCCUCCAGGCCCCCACUGUUACCUUCGUCCUAGCAUCUCCCCUUGCUCCUACAUGCCCUUGGCCUCUACCGCUGUGCCCUGCAGUCUGUCUUCCCCUUGCCUUCCGUGACUCCCCUGUGGCUCACCUUCCUCCCUGGGAUAGUGCCAUGCCUACCUUGUGCCUGGCUUUCUUCACCAGUGACCUGUGCAUAUGGGAGAGAGAGGUUGAGGAUGUGGGAGUAGGGGAAGAGAGAAGAGUGGGGAAAAGCAGAAGAAGAAAGUGAAAGAAGCUCUAGAGGAAACCACAGGGCCUAUGGGGAAGAGGGGCCGUUGCCAUGGUAAACCCUAGUUGUGGGGGAAGGGUAAAAUGUCCCAUAGCCCGAGGCCAGCGGAAGUCCACCAGAGAAGGACCCCCUUCUCCCCAGUUGCUCCUCCCAGCAGUACACACCUACACCCCACCUGACACUGACUGAGCACCUACCCCGAGAUGGGCACUUUGCUAGGUGCUGUGGUUUCCGUCAGUCCCUGCCCGCAAGGAGGGCCCCUUCUGGUGAUAGAGGUGACAGACCUGGGAACACAGACCUCAUGUCCAGUUCCUUCUCAAAGUUCCCUGUGGUCAAGUGUGGGCCCCAGGGUGAAUAUUUCCCACGACUCCUUCUCCCUACAGGUUCCAUUCUCGCCCAGGUCCGGCUGCCGUUCCGGCACUUUCCACUUCUCCCAGUUGGCCUCCUCCACCCCUUUCCCAGGCUCCACCACUGUCUUGGUUCCGUGGCCCCCCAGUCUCCUUGUCUGAGCCUGGGCCUGGGCCUCUCUCUCCAACUUCCCAGCUGUCUGGACCUUGAAUUUCUCAAAGCUUCUCCACUUGUUACUCAUAUUAAUUAUUCACGGAUUCUCUGCUCAAGCCCUUAGGAUGGGCCAGGUUCUCUUCUAAGCAAUUGAUAUGAAAUAGUUCAUUUAAUUCUCACAACAAUCCUAUGAGUUCCAUUUGAGAAACGAGAAAACAGCCACAGGGAGGGUAGGUAACUUACCUGAGGUCCCACUAUCAGUAAGUGACAGAGGCAGGAUUCGAACUCAGGCAGUUCGGUUCCAGAGCCCGUGUAGUGGAGCACCCACUAUGAUACAGUAGGCACCAGGGUUUCAAAAUGAACAAUAUUCACUCAUUUCCUCCUCUCUCCAGUACUUACUGCCUCGAUGUUUCUUGCUUCCUAUCAUGCUUCUAUAUAAGGAAAUGGAGAGAUCAUCAGUUUGGGAGCCAGGCUGACUUGGAUUGAAGUCCCAGACCAGCCCCUUGCUAGCUAUGUGACCUUGGACAAGGUCAUAUAAGCCUCUAAGCCUCAAUAUCUACCUUAUCUCUAAGCCUCUACAACUAUAAAAAUUAGGGGACUGGGGGGGAUAUCAACAACUAUGUCAUGAUGUUGUGAGGAUUAAUUAUCACAUCAUCAAACACUCAGCACAUAGUAUGUGUUCAAUCGAUGAGCUUCCUUCUUCCAGACCCCUGUGCCAUCAACUGCCUCGGCCUAGUUUUACCCCUAUCUGCUCCACCUUCUAGAUCAGUCACCCCCACCAUCCCCAAGUCUCCCCCACCCCGGGGCGUGUCACUUCCUCCUCUGCAGCCUCCCAGAUCAGUACACAAAGGCUGCUGCUGCCUCCAGAGGAAGGGCUGCUCUGCACGCACCUAUGCAGAAACUAAGGCCCAGAGAGAAUGCCAGACUUGCUUCACAGCCAACCAUGAUGCCUUUGUCAACGGUCCUUGUUUUCCUGCUGGCUCUGAGCGGAGGUGAGAGUGAGUUGGACGCCAAGAUCUCAUCUCCAGGGGAGGCCACAGAAUGGGGAGAUCCUGAUCCAUCCCUGCCAGAGUCCUGCCAGCCAGCUCCCUCCUGCCAGAAGUGCAUCCUCUCACAUCCAAGCUGUGCGUGGUGCAAGCAACUGAACUUCACGGCAUCGGGGGAGGCCGAGGCGCGGCGCUGCGCUCGGCGGGAGGAGCUGCUGGCGCGGGGCUGCCCCCCCGGGGAGCUAGAGGAGCCCCGCGGCCGGCAGGAGGUGCUGCAGGACGAGCCGCUCAGCCAGGGCGCCCGCGGCGACGGGGCCACCCAGCUGGCGCCGCAGCGGGUCCGGAUCACGCUCCGGCCCGGGGAGCCCCAGCAGCUCCGGGUCCGCUUCCUCCGUGCCGAAGGAUACCCUGUAGACCUGUACUACCUUAUGGACCUGAGCUACUCCAUGAAGGACGACCUGGAGCGCGUGCGCCAGCUCGGGCACGCCUUGCUGGAGAAGCUGCAGAAGGUCACCCGUUCUGUGCGCAUCGGCUUUGGCUCCUUUGUGGACAAAACGGUGCUGCCCUUCGUGAGCACAGUGCCCUCCAAACUUCGCCACCCCUGCCCUAGCCGGCUGGAGCGCUGCCAGCCGCCCUUCAGCUUCCACCAUGUGCUGUCCCUGACGGGGGAUGCUGAAGCCUUCCAGCGGGAGGUGGGACGCCAGAGCGUGUCUGGCAACCUGGACUCGCCCGAAGGCGGCUUUGAUGCCAUUCUGCAGGCUGCACUCUGCCAGGAGCAGAUUGGAUGGAGAAAUGUGUCCCGGCUGCUGGUGUUCACUUCAGAUGACACAUUCCACACAGCUGGGGAUGGGAAAUUGGGUGGCAUUUUCAUGCCCAGCGAUGGGCACUGCCACUUGGACAGCAAUGGCCUCUACAGUCGCAGCCCAGAGUUUGACUACCCCUCGGUGGGUCAGGUAGCCCAGGCCCUCUCUGCUGCAAACAUCCAGCCCAUCUUUGCUGUCACCAGCACCACACUGCCCGUCUACCAGGAGCUGAGUAAGCUGAUUCCUAAGUCUGCAGUGGGGGAGCUGAGUGAGGACUCCAGCAACGUGGUGCAGCUCAUCAUGGACGCUUAUAAUAGCCUGUCGUCCACCGUGACCCUCGAACACUCUCCACUCCCUCCUGGGGUCCACAUUUCUUAUGAAUCUCAGUGUGGGGGUCCUGAGAAGAGGGAGGGUGAGGCUGGAAACCGGGGCCAAUGCAACCACGUCCGAAUCAACCAGACGGUGAAUUUUUUGGUUACUCUUCAAGCUACCCACUGCCUCACAGAGCCCCAUCUUCUGAGGUUCCGAGCCCUUGGCUUUUCAGAGGAGCUGGUUGUGGAGUUGCAUACACUGUGUGAUUGUAACUGCAGUGACACCCAGCUCCAGGCUCCCCACUGCAGUGACGGCCAGGGGCACCUACAGUGUGGGGUGUGCAGCUGUGUCCCUGGCCGCCUGGGUCGGUUCUGUGAGUGCUCUGAGGCUGAGCUAUCCUCCCCAGACCUGGAAUCUGGGUGCCGGGCCCCCAAUGGGACAGGGCCCCUGUGCAGUGGGAAGGGACGGUGCCAGUGUGGACGCUGCAGCUGUAGUGGACGGAGCUCUGGGCGUUUUUGCGAGUGUGAUGAUGCCAACUGUGAGCGACACGAAGGCGUCCUCUGUGGAGGCUUUGGCCGCUGCCAAUGUGGAGUGUGUCACUGUCACGCCAACCGCACGGGCAGAGCGUGCGAGUGCAGUGCGGACACGGACAGCUGUGUCAGUCCUGAGGGAGGACUCUGCAGUGGGCACGGACACUGCAAAUGCAACCGCUGCCAGUGCUUGGACGGCUACUACGGUGCCCUAUGUGAUCAGUGCCCAGGCUGCAAGACACCAUGCGAGAGACACAGGGACUGUGCAGAGUGUGGGGCCUUUGGGACUGGUCCUUUGGCCACCAAUUGCAGCGUGGCUUGUGCCCAUGCCAACGUGACUCUGGCUUUGGCCCCUAUGCUGGAUGAUGGUUGGUGCAAAGAGAGGACCGUAGACAAUCAGCUGUUCUUCUUCCUGGUGGAGGAUGAAGUCGGAGGCAAGGUCGUGCUGCGAGUGAGACCCCAAGAGAAGGGAGCAGACCACACCCAGGCCAUUGUGCUGGGCUGCAUAGGGGGCAUCGUGGCAGUGGGACUGGGGCUGGUCCUGGCUUAUCGGCUGUCGGUGGAAAUCUAUGACCGCCGAGAAUACCGUCGCUUCGAGAAAGAGCGGCAGCAACUCAACUGGAAGCAGGACAGCAAUCCUCUCUACAAAAGCGCCAUCACAACCACCGUCAACCCCCGCUUUCUCGAGGCCGACAGUCCCCCUCUCUGAAGCGGGAGGGACCCUCACCCCAGGGCUCUGCUUGCUGGGAGGAUAGUGGGAACUGGAGGGGCGGGGUCUAACGGGCAGCAGCCUGGGAGGGGACUAAUCCAGAGCGGAGUGGCCACCACCUCACUUCAUUCUCAGGGACACCCCCGAGGGCCGCCUACUGCUGCAACGUUGCUUCCCUACCUCACGGGAGUGGGGGGUCACCCCACCCACGUAUACAAUAAAGUCUUACCUCAGAGCACAGCCGUCACUUUGCUUCACCCCAAGGCCAAAGCAGGCUGCGGAGCCUGGGCCUGGGCAAGCUCCCCUUCCUUCCUCCUCCUGCCACUCGAGGGCAGGGGCCAGUUCUCACACUUGAAGGUGCAGGAGAAUCAAGACGCGGCUGCGCGGGAGGCAGCUGGGGUGUGGG